CCCCGGUGUCCCCACAGGCUGCAGGACCUGGAGAGGGAUGAGGAGACCCUGAGUGAGAAGGAGAGCGUCCGGGAGCGGCUGAGCCUGAUCCAGGGUUUCCUGCAGGCGGAGGCGCAGCGGCGGCUCGGGGAGCUGGAGGCCAAGCUGCGCUGCCAGGAGCUGUCUGAGGAGCGGUACCUGGCGCAGGUGAAGGCGCUGCUGCACCAGGAGCUCUCGGCAACGGGCAACGGGGCCACCAAUGGGGCCAACAGGGCCACCAACGGGGCCAACGGGGCCACCAACGGCCGCGCCCGCAACGGCGCCUCCGGCAGCGACGAGGAGCAGGACGGGGCCGGGGACAUGGAGGAAGGGGUGGCCUCCUCCUCCUCCUCCUCCCCGUCCCUGCUGGGCCCCACCCCGAGGGCGAGGAAGGCCCGGAGGAGCCGAUCCAACGGGGAGAGCAAAAAGUCUCCCGCCAGUUCCCGGGUCACUCGGAGCUCCGGCCGCCAGCCCAACCAGCCCACCCUGCUCAGCCUCUUCUCCAAAGGAUCCAACAAGAGGAAGUCGGAGGAGGUGAACGGGGAGACGAAGCCGGAGGUGAUGAUGAACGUGGAGAAGGAGGAAGAGGAGCUGGAGGACAAGGAGCAAGAUGAGAAAAGGAUUAAAAUGGAAGCCAAAGACGGGUCGGAGCUCAGAGACGAAAUCCCUCAGGUUAAAAUAACCACCCCUGCUAAAACCACCCCUCCCAAGUGCGUGGAGUGCCGGCAGUACCUCGACGACCCCGACCUCAAGUUCUUCCAAGGGGAUCCCGACGACGCCCUGGAGGAGCCGGAGAUGCUGACGGACGAGCGGCUGUCGCUGUUCGACGCCAACGAGGACGGGUUCGAGAGCUACGAGGACCUUCCCCAGCACAAGGUCACCUCCUUCAGCGUCUACGACCGCAAGGGCCACCUGUGCCCCUUCGACACGGGGCUCAUCGAGAGGAAUGUCGAGCUCUACUUCAGCGGCGCCGUCAAGCCCAUCUACGAUGACAACCCCUGCCUGGACGGAGGGGUGAGAGCCAAGAAGUUGGGGCCCAUCAACGCCUGGUGGAUCACGGGCUUCGACGGCGGGGAGAAGGCGCUGAUCGGCUUCAGCACAGCCUUCGCGGAUUACAUCCUGAUGGAGCCGAGCGAGGAGUACGCGCCCACCUUCGCCCUCAUGCAGGAGAAGAUCUACAUGAGCAAGAUCGUGGUGGAGUUCCUGCAGAACAACCCCGACGUCAGCUACGAGGACCUGCUCAACAAGAUCGAGACCACCGUGCCCCCCGCGGGGCUCAACUUCAACCGGUUCACGGAGGACUCGCUGCUGCGCCACGCCCAGUUCGUGGUGGAGCAGGUGGAGAGCUACGACGAGGCCGGGGACAGCGACGAGCCCCCCGUGCUCAUCACCCCCUGCAUGAGGGACCUCAUCAAGCUGGCCGGGGUCACCCUGGGCAAGAGGCGAGCCGUGCGGCGCCAGGCCAUCCGGCACCCCACCCGCAUCGACAAGGACAAGGGGCCCACCAAGGCCACGACCACCAAGCUGGUGUACCACAUCUUCGACACCUUCUUCUCGGAGCAGAUCGAGAAGGACGAGCGGGAGGAGGACAAGGAGAACUCCACGAAGCGCCGGCGCUGCGGCGUCUGCGAGGUGUGCCAACAGCCCGAGUGUGGCAAGUGCAAGGCCUGCCAGAACAUGGUGAAGUUCGGGGGCAGCGGGAGGAGCAAACAGGCCUGUCUGCAGAGGAGGUGUCCCAACCUGGCCGUGCGGGAGGCGGACGAGGACGAGGAGGUGGACGACAACAUCCCUGAGAUGCCGUCGCCCAAGAAGAUGCUCCAGGGCAGGAAGAAGAAGCAGAACAAGAGUCGGAUCUCGUGGGUGGGGGAACCCAUCAAGAGCGACGGUAAGAAGGAUUAUUACCAACGGGUUUGCAUCGACAACGAGACCCUGGAGGUGGGAGACUGCGUGUCCGUGAGCCCCGACGACCCCACCAAGCCCCUCUACCUGGCCAGGGUGACAGCCAUGUGGGAGGACAGCAGUGGGCAGAUGUUCCACGCCCACUGGUUCUGCCCCGGCUCCGACACGGUCCUGGGGGCCACGUCGGACCCGCUGGAGCUGUUCCUGGUGGACGAGUGCGAGGACAUGCAACUCUCCUACAUCCACGGCAAGGUCACCGUCAUCUACAAGGCGCCCUCGGAGAGCUGGUCCAUGGAGGGCGGGCUGGACAUGGAGAUCAAGAUGGUGGAGGACGACGGCAGGACCUACUUCUACCAGAUGUGGUACGACCAGGAGUACGCCCGCUUCGAGACGCCGCCCACCAGCCAGCCCAGCGAGGACAACAAGUACAAGUUCUGCAUGAGCUGCGCGCGCCUGGACGAGGUGAGGCACAAGGAGAUCCCCAAGGUGGCCGAGCCCCUGGAGGAGGCGGACGGGAAGAUGUUCUACGCCGUGGCCACCAAGAACGGCGUCCAGUACCGCGUCGGGGACGGCGUCUACCUCCUGCCCGACGCCUUCUCCUUCAGCGUGAAGCCGGCCAGCCCAGCCAAGAGGCCCAAGAAGGAGGCGGUGGACGAGGAGCUGCACCCCGAGCACUACCGGAAGUACUCGGAGUACAUCAAGGGCAGCAACCUGGACGCGCCCGACCCGUACCGGGUGGGCAGGAUCAAGGGCAUCUUCUGCAACAUCCGCAGCAACGGCAAACCCAACGAGGCCGACAUCAAACUCACCAUCUACAAGUUCUACAGGCCCGAGAACACGCACAAGUCCAUGAAGGCCAGUUACCACGCCGACAUCAACCUGCUCUACUGGAGCGACGAGGAGGCCACGGUGGAGUUCCGGGCGGUGCAGGGACGCUGCUCCGUGGUCUACGGGGAGGACCUGACCCAGAGCAUCCAGGACUAUUCCUCGGGGGGCCUGGACCGCUUCUACUUCCUGGAGGCUUACAACGCCAAAACCAAGAGCUUUGAGGAUCCUCCCAACCACGCCCGGAGCUCUGGGAACAAAGGGAAGGGGAAGGGGAAGGGGAAAGGGAAAGGCAAAGGGAAGCCGGUGAGCUCCGAGCAGAGUGAGGAACAGGCCGAGCUCAAACUUCCCAAGUUACGGACCCUGGACGUGUUCUCCGGCUGUGGGGGGUUGUCCGAGGGCUUCCACCAGGCAGGGGUCUCGGAGACGCUGUGGGCCAUCGAGAUGUGGGAGCCGGCGGCGCAGGCGUUCCGGCUCAACAACCCCGGCACCACGGUGUUCACCGAGGACUGCAACGUGCUGCUCAAGCUGGUCAUGGCCGGCGAGAAAACCAACUCGCUGGGCCAGAAGCUGCCCCAGAAGGGGGACGUGGAGAUGCUCUGCGGGGGCCCCCCCUGCCAGGGCUUCAGCGGCAUGAACCGCUUCAACUCCCGCACCUACUCCAAGUUCAAGAACUCCCUGGUGGUCUCCUUCCUCAGCUACUGUGAUUAUUACCGGCCCCGCUUCUUCCUGCUGGAGAACGUCCGGAAUUUCGUGUCCUUCAAGCGUUCCAUGGUGCUCAAGCUCACCCUGCGCUGCCUCGUCCGCAUGGGCUACCAGUGCACCUUCGGGGUGCUCCAGGCCGGGCAGUACGGGGUGGCCCAGACCCGGCGCCGGGCCAUCGUCCUGGCGGCGGCUCCGGGCGAGAAGCUCCCGAUGUUCCCGGAGCCGCUCCACGUGUUCGCGCCGCGGGCGUGUCAGCUCAGCGUCGUCGUGGACGACAAGAAGUUCGUCAGCAACAUCACCAGGACGUAUUCCGGGCCUUUCCGCACCAUCACGGUGCGGGACACGAUGUCGGACCUGCCGGAGAUCCGGAACGGGGCCUCGGCCCUGGAGAUCUCCUACAACGGGGAGCCCCAGUCCUGGUUCCAGCGGCAGAUCCGCGGCUCCCAGUACCAGCCCAUCCUCAGGGAUCACAUCUGCAAGGACAUGAGCGCGCUGGUGGCGGCGCGGAUGCGGCACAUCCCGCUGGCGCCCGGCUCCGACUGGAGGGACCUGCCCAACAUCGAGGUGCGUCUGUCGGACGGGACGACCACGCGGAAGCUGCGCUACACCCACCACGAGAGGAAGAACGGCCGGAGCAGCUCCGGGGCCCUGCGCGGCGUCUGCUCCUGCGCCGAGGGGAAGCCGUGCGACCCGGCCGACCGGCAGUUCAACACCCUCAUCCCGUGGUGCCUCCCCCACACCGGCAACCGGCACAACCACUGGGCCGGGCUCUACGGGCGCCUGGAGUGGGACGGGUUCUUCAGCACCACCGUCACCAACCCCGAGCCCAUGGGCAAGCAGGGCCGAGUGUUGCACCCGGAGCAGCACCGGGUGGUGAGUGUGAGGGAAUGUGCCCGUUCCCAAGGAUUCCCGGACACCUACCGGCUCUUCGGGAACAUCCUGGAUAAGCACAGACAGGUGGGCAACGCGGUGCCCCCUCCCCUGGCCAAGGCCAUCGGGCUGGAGAUCAAGGCCUGCGCUGUGGCCAAACUGCGCCAGGACACGGCCGGUUCCCGGGUGGCACCGAUGGAGCCGUUGGAGCCCUUGGAAGCUGCCGGCUGAGGCGGCACCGGAGCCCGGAGAGACCCCUGGGGGGGUCUGGGGGCCUGGGGCUGCCUGGGUUGGUUUGGCUGGUUUGGGCUUUUCUGGGGAUUUUUGCUUUGCUUUGUUUUUC
Corapipo altera (White-ruffed manakin) is the source of this 4660-nucleotide messenger RNA. It is a transcript of the gene DNMT1, whose product is annotated as DNA methyltransferase 1. The record is from RefSeq and is a predicted model, not a curated record. NCBI's taxonomy places the organism in Eukaryota, Metazoa, Chordata, Aves, Passeriformes, Pipridae. Gene Ontology annotation, cellular component: nucleus. The annotation marks the transcript as partial. The transcript has 33 exons. Gene Ontology annotation, molecular function: chromatin binding; zinc ion binding; DNA (cytosine-5-)-methyltransferase activity.